Rhizophagus irregularis DAOM 181602=DAOM 197198 is the source of this 1017-nucleotide messenger RNA. RefSeq lists its product as uncharacterized. Lineage: Eukaryota; Fungi; Glomeromycota; Glomeromycetes; Glomerales; Glomeraceae. The record is from RefSeq and is a predicted model, not a curated record.
AUGGAGAACUUACCACCUCGAUAUGAUGGAACCAUUCAGCCAGAAGUAUGGGUCCAGGACUUACGUUUCUUUUGUGCUCUUCGGGGUGUCUACGAUCAAUCUACUAUUCUAAAUAUUGCCAUUCUAAGAAUAGAUCCCGAUAUUCCAAUCCCCAAAGAUACAAACUCAUUUGAUUUACUUAUAAGUAUUCUCAAAGACCAUGUCACUCACUCUGUAUUCCGUGCAGAUUCUCUUGAGAAACUUAAUAAAUUGAAAUGUGAGCGUAAUAGAGAAAUGUCUGAAUUUAUCGCGAAAUUCACUUUCCUCUGUAGAGGCGCAAAUAUCACUGGCUGGGAAGAGAAAAAGAGAUACUUACUUCGGAACUUGCCAGACGAUAUUGUUCGAAAUAUAUUCAGGAGUCGAAUUGAAAACCUAAACUCAUCUGAUAAAAACUCAUUUGACAAGGUGAUCGAGACUUUCAAAGACGUGAUGCUUGAACAUAGACGCCAGAUUCGUUACGGCUCCAAAAUUGCACUCAAACACGUUGCUACUGGACGUUUUUUGUCUAGUAAGGAUAUCAGAUAUGACACUGGGUCAAAACAACACAUAGUAUUUUGCAACAACUGGCAGCCAGAUAGACAAACCGAUUUUUGGAUUGUAAUUCCACCUCAUAAACAAUACUGCAAGGUAGGCAAUCCGGUAGCGUUUAAUUCUGCUAUUGGAUUGAAACAUCAGAAGACUAGUAGAAAUCUGCAUUCUCAUUCAAACGAGUCACCGAAAACUAAGCAACAAGAAGUCACUUGUUUUUCGGGCGCCGAUAGCAAUGACAACUGGCUAUUACAACGUCAUAGCAUCAAUAACGAUUAUGACAAUUCAGGACAUUGGGUGAUUGGUGACACAAUUAGUUUGCGCCAUGUUAACACAAAAAAAUCGCUCUCAAGCCAUGAUUUCCUAUUGGAUGAUGGAAACCAAGAAGUCACUUGCCACGCCGAUGGCCAUGAAGAAAACCAUAAGUGGAUAGUGGAAGUUUUUGAAUGA